AUGAGGCCUCGCCUGCUGCUGUGGGUCGCCGCCCUGGCGCUGGCCGUCGGCCAUGGCGCCGCCCAGUGUCCCAAGAGCGGCUGCGGCAUCUGGGCUGCCACGCCGGUCGCCAGCACUCAGCCCCGCCUGUGGCGGCGCGGCCAGGGCCGGGUGACUGCCGUGCUCGCCACGAGCCAGGCCGUGCCUGACCGCCGCGCCAGGAGGCUGGAAGCGCGCCGCCGCCUGGCUGAGGCCAAGGCGGAGGCGCGCGCUGCCGAGCGGGCGGCCGAGCAGGCCGAACGGAUGGCCGAGCGGCUGGCGGAGGCUGCCGAACGGGAGGCCGAGCGGCUGGCCGACGCCGCCGAGCGAGCGGCCGAGCGACGCUCACAGAGCAGGCGGCGCGCCGCGCGCGUCAGAAGCAGAACCACCGAAAAGCCGGCGCAAAGAGUGAGCAGCUGGCGGCGUCGCCUAGCCAGACGACGCGAGGCCAGGGCUCGGGCUGAAGCGGAAAAGGCUGCAGCUGCAGCCGCCGCUGCUGCCGCUGCCGCCGCGGCUGGUGCCGGUGCCGCAUCAAAGCCAGAACCGACCGUGGCCUCAGGACCAGGCCAGACUGCUCCUUCAGGACCGGACCAGACUGCUCCUUCAGAAACAGAUCAGACUGCUCCUUCAGGACCAGACCAGACCGCUUUUUCAGGACCAGAACAGACUGCGCCUUCAGGACCAGACCAGACUGUUCCAUCAAAACCAGAACAAACCGCCCCUUCAGGACCUGAACAGAGUGCACCUUCAGGACCAGACCAGACUGCACCCUCAGGACCAGACCAGACUGCACCCUCAGGACCAGACCAGACUGCACCCUCAGGACCAGAACAGACUGCACCCUCAGGGUCAGAACAGACAGUACCUUUAGAACCAGAGCAGACUGCUCCAUCAAAACCUGAACAAACUGCUCCUUCUGAACCAGAGAAGAGUGCUGCUUCAGGAUCAGAGCAGACUGCCGUAGCCGAGCCAGACACUACCGCCAUAAAGAAGUCAGGCCCUACCAACGUAUCGGACGCCGACCCGGCCGCGGAAACGGAGCCAGACCCGGCCACCGGAUCCAAACCAGACCCAGCCACCGGAUCCAAGUCAGACCCGGCCGCCGGAUCCAAGUCAGACGCAGCCGGAAGCUCCAAGUCGGACGCAGCCGGUAGCUCCAAGUCGGACGCAGCCGGUAGCUCCAAGUCAGACGCGGCCGGUAGCUCCAAGUCAGACGCGGCCACCGGAUCCAAGUCAGACCCGGCCGGUAGCUCCAAGUCAGACGCGGCCGCAGCAACUGAGCCAGGAUCUGAUGCUGCUGCUGCUGACUCUUCUAAGCGCGCAGCAAAAUCCCGUACUACCAAACGAGCUAAGCUCUAA
Molecule: messenger RNA, 1377 nt
Organism: Amphibalanus amphitrite
Lineage: Eukaryota; Metazoa; Arthropoda; Thecostraca; Balanomorpha; Balanidae
Product: proteoglycan 4-like
Exons: 1
Coding region: 1-1377 (458 amino acids)
Source: RefSeq, a predicted model, not a curated record